AUGGGGGACAAGAAGUCGGAUAUGUACGACGUCAACUGGCAGAAGGUCUGGCCCGACCGCAUGCCCGUGAUUCUGCGCGAUCUGGCGCCAACGAAUCCGUUCAACCCUCGCAACCUGUGGCCGGAAGAGCAGGAAGAGGAGGCCCAGGCUGUUCAGGACAAGAAGAACGCACCUAAAGAAGACAAGAAAGGCGCAGCUAGCGGGAAACUGAAGAAGGCGGAUAUUAUCCGCAUGCAAUUGGCCAAGGACAAGGCCCAGAAGCAGAGCAAAGUAGACGAGGAGAAGCUGGCGAACGUCAAGAAGUCCAAGAAUCUGCUGGACAUGAAGAUGGUGACCCCCACUGGUCGUCUUAAGCAGCUCUACGAGAUCUUACGUGACUGCUGCAAGAAGAAAGAGUACACAGAUGCUGUAGACACGCUCUGGGAGAUCCAGCGCACCAAACUCAUGCCUGAGCGCUCAGCUCUGGGUCCUGACGGCCGUAAGAAACACGAUAAGCAAAAGAAAAUGGACGAAGUAGAGGACGCCAAGUUGCUAGUGGAGCUCAACGCCGUACACAAAAAGUAUCGCAAGUACGCCAAGGUCGUGAACGAUUAUUUGGCUGAUAAAGACCUCAUCGAGUGGCAACUGACCGAGAUGUCGGACCGCCUACCGCCUCUCAACAUGCACCACAUGAACAAAUUCAUCCUCGACGACUGGCAACGCACUGUGUUGACUCAUAUCGACCAGAACCAUUCCGUUAUUGUGUGUGCUCCCACCAGUUCAGGCAAAACGGUGCUCUCGUCCUACGUGUCUGUGGUGGGAGGUAAAGUGCUCUUUAUCGUCCCCACUGAUCCAUUGGCGUGGCAAGUGGCAGCUCUAUUCCAGGCCAUGGUCAAGGGAUCAGUCGCUCUCAUCACCGAGGGCACAGUCUUCCUCCCUCCUGGAUUUCGGAUCGCUGUGGGCACUCCACGUGCUGUCGAGUCGACACUUGUGGACGUUGGCUAUGACUUCCAGUACGCAGUAUACGAUGAAGUCCACGACUUGAACGGACCUGAAGGAGACGCCUUGGAACGCAUCAUCAAGGCCGUGACGUGCCCCUUCUUGGCUCUAUCUGCCACAAUUGGCAACGCUGAGAAGCUCUUGAGCUGGUGGGAGUCGCACCUUGCGCGCGACGUCCAUCUACUCGAGUACAAGGGCCGUUUCAUUAAUCUCCAACGUAUUAUCUGGUACGAGGAAGAAGCCAAUGCGGAGAACCCCAACAAGAAGCAGGAGAUGGUGUACUUGCAUCCAUGUGCUGGCGUGACAUUGGACUACCUCACGACUAUCGGUUUCGAUGCUGGCGAUCUGGCGUUUACGCCUCGUGAUGCGUUUGCUCUGUGGCAAGCGAUGGAGAAAUUUUACUCUGCUGAGCUGAUUGAGGACGUUAAUCCACACAAAUUCUUCGAGCUGGAGGAUGAGACUGAAAAUGAGACUGCUGCCCACACCACCUCAAGCAAGAAGGAGAAGAAAUUGAAGAAAGACAAGAAAUCUAAAAAGGACAAGAAGUCCAAGAAGGACGAGGAUGAUGACGAAGAGUUUGUUGUGGAUCUUGGUAAACGCACUCACCGUAUCACGUUGAUGGAAUCCAAGAAGUACGAAGAUAAAAUCAAGAAGCGCUUGGAAGAUCUUGCCUCGAAGGAACCAAAGGCGACUCAGUCUCUGCUCGACUUUUUCGCACCACCAGCCAGUCUGCAGGACGUCACUGUGGAGCUUCAUGAUCCUCGCGACACGAACCCUAUCAGCUCGGUGGAUGUCUACGCGCUUGUGAACCAGCUUUGCGCUAAGAACCUCGUUCCUGCCAUUGCUUUCCAGCUCGACUCUGUCCGCUGUCGUCAGCUAUUCAACCAGCUUCUGGCAUCUAUUGAAGCGGCUGAGGUUGCCAAGUACCCCAACUUUCGUGAGAAGGUGCAGCUGGAAUACGCCGAGUGGGAGAAGAACCAGGCUACUAUGAAGAAGCGUGAAGCAAAGGUGAAGGCCAAGGGCAAGGAAGAAGACGACCGUGAGGCUCAGGCUUUUGAGGAGAAGCCGCCUCCGGAUAUCUACGCGCCUCACCCAGACUUCGUACUGACCCCUGCUGGAUCCCGUCUUACUGCGACAGAGUUUAAGGAGAUCAAGUGGCAACUGCGUCGUGAACUGUCAGAAGACUCGGACGACGGACACGCUCUGGUGCGCUCGUUGCGUCGUGGUAUUGCCAUCUACAACCAGAAUCUGCCGGCUGCGUAUCUGCGUAUUGUGCAGGCGCUUGCCCAGGCUGGCCGGCUGGCUGUGGUGUUCUCGGAUGACUCUCUAGCCUACGGUGUCAACAUGCCGUUCCGAACGUGCUGCUUCUGUGAAGACACAGCGGACGGCGUCUUGACCUCGCUGAUGGUCCAGCAGAUGGCUGGUCGCGCUGGUCGACGUGGGUUGGACAGACAGGGAAACAUUCUGUUCGCUGGUUUGUCGUGGUCGCGUAUCCAGUUUUUGAUGCGCGGUCUACUGCCGGACGUCACGGGGCGCAAGUCGCUGUAUCCGACGAUCGCUCUGCACAAGUUGCUGUCGAACAAUGUGACUGGCGACACCAUGCAGCGUAUUGUGGCGCACCCACUUCACCAAUACAUGAUUGGGGAGACUGCGCCGUCUUCGCCCAAGAAACUGGAGUCGUACUUGGCCAAAUCGGUCGAGUGGAUGACGCACUUUGGCUUGACAAAGCCUGAGUACAGUCUGGCGGUGGAUGUGUCCGUCGCUAAGUUGGUGUGGGAGUGUCGUGACGAUCCGUCCGAGGCUCUGGGCAUCUUUUGGAUCUUGGAGGCGCUGCUGAAGGAGUUCCACCACAAACCUGGUGACAAUAUUGCACUGCAGCUUGCUCUGUUUAACAUGCUGCUGCGUGUCGUUGGUCGUGAGAAGUUUCACCCUGAAUACGCUCAUGGAUCGGAGCUCGCUCCUCUUCCUGGACAGGAAGAGGCUUGGGAGAAGGUGUCGGCCUUGCUGCAGACAUACGAAGCUAAGCUCAACGAACUGGGAGAGAACGCGCCGGCGGAACUGCAUCUGCGGGUGGCCUUGACCGAUCCGCUUGAUGGCUACGUGUUCCGUACUGUGGUGGAGAAUUUGAUUCCUCAGGGUCUCGGUACGUCGCAGUUGAAUCAGAUCAAGAAACGUCUGCGGCACGUAGGAGAUCGCCUUCGUUUGAUGCAUAACCUGCUCAUGUACAGCGGACGAUACGGUGAACUGGAGGAGAUUGUGCGUAAAUGUUUCCGCCGUAUCAAGUGGAUUCUCAUCGAUUCGGAGGUGUAA
This is a messenger RNA of Phytophthora infestans T30-4, 3288 nucleotides long. Its product is annotated as DEAD/DEAH box RNA helicase, putative. The record is from RefSeq and is a predicted model, not a curated record. Gene Ontology annotation, molecular function: nucleic acid binding; ATP binding. The transcript has a single exon. Gene Ontology annotation, cellular component: cytoplasm. Lineage: Eukaryota; Oomycota; Peronosporomycetes; Peronosporales; Peronosporaceae. The coding region runs from base 1 to 3288 and encodes 1095 amino acids.